GCAGAGACCGGCAGCAGGAGCGUGUCUGGCUGCGCCAUCAGGGCUUCCCCUGUGUGUUUCCUAGAGCCAGCUCUGAAUGAGGACAACCCUUACUCCAUCUACAACACCAUGAGCCCCAUAGAGAAAGAGGGUAACCAUACACACACCUACUACAGUCUCACACACUACACACUGUGCUUCACUGCACACAUUGGUUGUGUGUCUAUUUUGUAUUUUUCAUUAACUCUAUUUAGUUAGCUGAGGCAUUUUUAGCUGUCCCUUCUCCUCUGUUUCAGAUGUGGGAGUUCCAGAUGAGGUGGAGGAGGUGUGUCCUCUCUUUCCCUCUCUGCAGCAGCUUCUGGGGGAGGUGGAGGAGCUGGCAAGGGGUGUGCCAGGCCCAGUACAGCAAUGUCACAGAGGUCACCUGCCCUUGCUCUGCAGCUACAUGUCCCUCUGGUGGCAGCACGGCCCUGAGGGCCAGCUGGAGAGCACGGUCUGCACCUCUCACCUCCCAGCACACCAGCAUACAGCUGGGCAACGUCCUCCGCAUCAUCCACAACCACCUGGGAACAGGCCAGGGAGACUGGAUGAAGUGCCUGGCAGGUAGCCCUAUACUGCUCUGUCUUUCCCAUCUGCAUCUACUGUUCACCCUCAGACUGAUAUAUUAGUUGCCAUCACAGCCCUACACAGGAUCCAGUAGUCUUCUUAUGCCAACUUGCAUGUUUGCCUCAUAGCCUCAAUCACUCACUAUUACUCGUUGUCUGUGGCACCAUGAAACAGUGUUAAUUCAAUCACUUUCAGGCCUAAUUUCCCAGUUGUUUCAUCUAGACUUUACUUCCACUCAUGGCAUGAUUGUAUCCAUCAGUUAUCUCAUUCAAAAGCACUAAUUGUCAGUUUCUCUGAAUAAAAGCGUCUGCUUAAUGACUAAAUUAAUUGUAAUCCUUCUCUUCAGUUUUCUCUCAGCCAAUCAUCUGCCAGGCCCACCCCCAGCUGCUGAGGAACCACUUGCUGCCUCUGAUGGAGAAGCUGAAGAAGAGGGUGGAGUCUGUGCUACAGGAGGAGGAGCAGAUGAAGGCCGAUGGGCGGAGUGAUGCGUCCUAGGCGGUGCUACUGAUUCAGGAGAAAUUAAUUGUGCUGGUGCAAGACCUUUUACCCUCUCCUCAUCCCAUUUGUGGACUACAAUAGGUGAGGGGUGCUGUCCAGGGGCUGGGUAUGUGGGAAGGAACAUUAUGUUAUUGAAUACAUAGAAAACCAGUAAUGAAUCAACAUGCCACCAAUGACUACAAACAUUUAAAGAUUAUAUUUUGACAGCAUGAAUAGUGGCGAUUUCUAAUGAUUUUUACACCUGAGAUUCUGACAAUAUUAUAAUGUGUUCAUGCAUUUUGAUUACAGCUCUCAUGUUGUUUCAGAACAAGUUGGCUGCGGGAACUGAACCAUGAGGCUGAAAGGUUGUUCGGCAUGAUGGCAGAGAUCUUCAUAUUUUGGGCUAAGUCUCACGUGAGAUGUUCUCACCUGUAACUCGUUUGAUUUGCUACUGCAGAACUUCAAAUGGAAGAAACAUAACUAUGUGUUUCAGAAUGAGAUCUAA
Molecule: messenger RNA, 1567 nt
Organism: Coregonus sp. 'balchen'
Lineage: Eukaryota; Metazoa; Chordata; Actinopteri; Salmoniformes; Salmonidae
Source: the annotation of a GenBank genome assembly